AUGUCCCAGCAACCACCCAGCUUUUUUCCUACGGCUGCUAUCGACCAUGCUUUCGCGGGGCUGGGCGCAGGCGUCGUCGCGGUGCUAUGUAUGCACCCCCUAGAUCUACUCAAAGUCAAAUUCCAGGUCGCAACCGACAAGCCGCGAAGCGGUGUCGGAAAGCAAAUUUGGUUUGCCCUGAAGGACAUUAAGGACCAGCAGGGUUGGCGUGGUCUGUACAGAGGUGUGGGACCAAAUCUUGCCGGUAAUGCAACAAGCUGGGGGUUCUACUUUCUGUUCUAUCAUAUGUUGAAAACCCGUGCGUCCGGUGGAGAUCCAGACUACAAGCUGUCUCCGGGAUCCUAUCUUCUUUGUUCUGCCGAAGCGAGCGCUGUAACUGCUAUCAUGACAAAUCCCAUCUGGGUGGUGAAGGUGCGCAUGUUCACAACACGGCCAGAGGACCCGACGUCGUAUCGCAAUCUCUGGCACGGCCUAUCGUCAAUAUACCGCACCGAGGGUGUCGGCGGCCUGUACCGCGGAACGUCGUUAGCCCUCUUGGGCGUGAGCAAUGGUGCCCUUCAGUUUACGACCUACGAGGAAAUGAAGCGAUGGGGCUUUGAACGGAAAAGAAGACAAUUCAUUGAGGCUGGGAAGAAGUAUACCCCAGGAGAUGAUAAACUGUCCAACACUGCUUACACCGUAAUGUCAGGUGCUAGCAAAGUCAUUGCCCUUGCACUAACUUACCCGUACCAAGUAAUCCGAUCUCGUAUACAAAAUAAUGCAACAGCAACCUUAUACCCCACCAUUCCCGCCUGCAUAUUCCGGACCUUCCAUGAAGAAGGCGUUCGUGGAUUUUACCGUGGGCUGGGCACGAACCUCGUCCGCGUUUUGCCCGGCACCUGUGUGACCUUCGUCGUCUACGAGAACCUCGCAUGGCUUCUGCGCACGUCGGCUCUGCGCCGCACCCAGCGGAAAUUAGUUGGCACGAGCUGUUAG
Messenger RNA from Sparassis crispa, 975 nucleotides. Its product is annotated as Mitochondrial FAD carrier protein. Gene Ontology annotation, biological process: folate import into mitochondrion; nucleotide transport. Gene Ontology annotation, molecular function: folic acid transmembrane transporter activity; FAD transmembrane transporter activity. The coding region runs from base 1 to 975 and encodes 324 amino acids. The record is from RefSeq and is a predicted model, not a curated record. Lineage: Eukaryota; Fungi; Basidiomycota; Agaricomycetes; Polyporales; Sparassidaceae. Gene Ontology annotation, cellular component: mitochondrion. The transcript is spliced from 7 exons.